Cucumis sativus (cucumber) is the source of this 730-nucleotide messenger RNA. Its product is annotated as 60S ribosomal protein L27. The transcript has a single exon. Gene Ontology annotation, biological process: translation. Gene Ontology annotation, cellular component: ribosome; cytosolic large ribosomal subunit. The record is from RefSeq and is a predicted model, not a curated record. The coding region runs from base 93 to 500 and encodes 135 amino acids. Lineage: Eukaryota; Viridiplantae; Streptophyta; Magnoliopsida; Cucurbitales; Cucurbitaceae. Gene Ontology annotation, molecular function: structural constituent of ribosome.
CCUAAAUCAACGUUUCAACUGUUGGAGGCUUGGAGGCUUGGAGGCAGAGAGCAAGGAGACGGAAAACACAGACCAGAGGUGGAAGUUCGGAAAUGGUGAAGUUCCUCAAGCCUAACAAAGCCGUCAUCGUCCUCCAAGGCCGUUACGCCGGCCGGAAGGCGGUCAUCAUUCGCGCCUUCGACGAUGGAACUCGGGAUCGCGCUUAUGGCCACUGCUUAGUCGCUGGAAUCAAGAAGUACCCGGCCAAGGUUAUCCGCAAGGACUCCGCCAAGAAGACCGCUAAAAAAUCCCGUGUCAAGGCCUUCAUUAAGCUCGUUAAUUAUAGGCAUCUGAUGCCCACUAGGUACACUCUCGAUGUCGAUCUUAAAGAUGUUGUCACUGUCGAUUCGUUGCAGUCAAAGGACAAAAAGGUCACCGCCGCCAAAGAGACCAAGAAGAGGUUCGAGGAAAGGUUCAAAACCGGGAAGAACAGGUGGUUUUUCACUAAGCUCAGAUUCUGAAGUAGCUCAUUCAGUUACUGGUUUCUUCUGGAUUACUCUCGUAUUAGGUUAUUGAGCAAUUUGAUUUUUUGUUUUCGAGUUAUCGUACGUUCUAUCUUACUAAUGUAGUUUGUUUUGGUGUUUAAUUUUUGUCUGGACGUACUUUGAAUGCUUGGAUGAGAAAUCUCUAUGGUUAUAAUGAUACAUUUGAGACUUGCAUUUAUAUAGAUUCAUAUAUUUUUCUGAUAUUA